Pipra filicauda (Wire-tailed manakin) is the source of this 1432-nucleotide messenger RNA. RefSeq names its product nuclear receptor subfamily 2 group E member 3 (gene NR2E3). The record is from RefSeq and is a predicted model, not a curated record. Gene Ontology annotation, biological process: anatomical structure development; positive regulation of transcription by RNA polymerase II; cell differentiation. NCBI's taxonomy places the organism in Eukaryota, Metazoa, Chordata, Aves, Passeriformes, Pipridae. The coding region runs from base 92 to 1312 and encodes 406 amino acids. Gene Ontology annotation, molecular function: nuclear receptor activity; RNA polymerase II cis-regulatory region sequence-specific DNA binding; zinc ion binding. The transcript is spliced from 8 exons.
AGAGCUGCCCGAGCACCCACCGCCUCGCCAGACUCACCGCGCUGGAUCCAGAGGGACAGGACAGGGAGAGGUCGGGAACGCCGGGUCGGGGAUGGCUGCGUCCCCGGCGGGGUCAGUGGUGAGCGCCGGGCUGGACGAGAGCCCCACGGGGCUGAGCCCGGCCCCGGGCAAGGCGCUGAGCCCGGUGCUGCUGUGCAAGGUGUGCGGGGACACCAGCAGUGGGAAGCACUACGGCAUCUACGCCUGCAACGGCUGCAGCGGCUUCUUCAAGCGCAGCGUCCGCAGGAAGCUCAUCUACAGGUGCCAGGCGGGGACGGGGCUGUGCCCGGUGGACAAGGCACAUCGCAACCAGUGCCAGGCCUGCCGGCUCAAGAAGUGCCUGCAGGCUGGCAUGAACAAGGACGCCGUGCAGAACGAGCGCCAGCCCCGUAGCACGGCCCAGGUCCGGCUGGACAGCAUCGAGCUGGAUGCUGAGCUGCCCCCAGAGCACGUGGCCACCACACGUGAGGUGCCCCCAUCACCCUGUCCCGCUCCUCGUGGUCCUGGUGCCACUGUCACUGUCACCCCGGGUCCACGGGCGCCCACACCACCCACCAACCAUCGCUUCAUGGCCAGCCUCAUGACGGCCGAGACCUGCGCCAAGCUGGAGCCUGAGGAUGCCGAUGAGACGGUGGAUGUGACGGGCAGUGAGCCGGAGCGGGCGACCGGCGAGUACCAGGUGGCACCAUACCCGGCAGCCAGCCCUGAGAACAUCUACGAGACCUCUGCACGGCUCCUCUUCAUGGCUGUGAAGUGGGCCAAGAACCUGCCCGUCUUCUCCAACCUGCCCUUCCGCGACCAGGUGAUCCUGCUGGAGGAAGCAUGGAGCGAGCUGUUCCUGCUCUGCGCCAUCCAGUGGUCCAUGCCCCUGGAGAGCUGCCCGCUGCUGGCUGUCCCCGAGCCGGCCCCUGGGAAGCUGCUGCCGGCUGCCCUGGAUGUCCGGGCGCUGCAGGAGACCCUCGGCCGCUUCAAGGCGCUGGCCGUCGACCCCACUGAGUUUGCCUGCAUGAAGGCUGUGGUGCUCUUCAAACCAGAGACCCGUGGCCUGAAGGACCCCGAGCAGGUGGAGAACCUGCAGGACCAGUCGCAGGUGAUGCUGGGCCAGCACAACCGUUCCCACUAUCCCGGGCAACCCGUCAGGUUCGGGAAGCUGCUGCUGCUCCUCCCGGCGCUGCGCUUUAUCUCCUCGGAGCGCGUGGAGCUGCUCUUCUUCCGCCGGACCAUUGGCAACACCCCCAUGGAGAAGUUGCUGUGUGACAUGUUCAAGAACUGACAUUCCCACCCCGCUGUCACCUGGCUUGUUUGCCCCCUUGCACUGGCACCCUCUCACCCUCACCCUGGAUCUCCUCACCCUGGGGUGUGAAGGGGCCCGUGGUCCCAUCUCCAGGGAGGU